UGCGGAGUGCACUCUGGGGUGGGCGGAUCGUAGCGGUGUCAGCGACGCUUGGAGACUCACGACAAACUGUCAAAAAGCGGACAAGUAACGCCAUGGCGGAGUUAGACCUGAGUCUGAGUGAUGCGCUGACGGACAGCGUUCCCCAGCCAGGCCCGGAGAGCCUGGUGGAGAGGGACUUUGUGGCUCAGCUGGAAGCAGAGACCUUCGACGAUCAGGUCGGGGAGACGGUGAGAAAGACGGACUACAUCCCCCUACUUGACAACGAUGACACCAGGGCAGACGGGGGUACUACAUUGGAGAAUGGAGAGAAGGAAGCUCAUGGGGUGCAAAAGCCUGGUUGUAAGCUGACCUCCGGAGGACAGAUAUCAGCGUCGCGCCCGGAGCCACAGGGAGAGGUGCGUCCACGCUCACUAGACCAGCAGCAGGCCUCGGCUACAGACCUCCUAUCAGCCUCCAUGGCAGGUCAUUCAGACCCUCUGGGCUCUCAGACCAGCCCUGCCCAGAUGAUGGAUGCUGGCCUGAUGGGAGCUUUUUCAGGUUUCUCCCAGCCUGGAGGGAGGGGGGUGACUGUGGAGGUGGGAGCUGCACCUCUCCAAGCAGACAGGCCUCCAAGUAUAGCAGAACCCCAACAUCUGACCCCUACAGCAGGGUCCGAUGCCCCCAAGGAGCACAGCCCCAUGCUUCCUGAGCCCCAGGUCCCUCGCAGCCCUCUGGAUCUGUCAGGAGGUGCCUUAGGCGACUGCUGGCCAGACCAGGCCGACUGCCUAUCUUCAGACCUCCCUUUCACUCCCAGUGUCUCCUCGGUGAUCAGUCGACAUGCCAGCAAUCUUGCAGCCAGUCCUGACGAAGCGCCUGACAGUUGGCCGAGCCGUGAGAGUGCCGCCUAUGCUGGAGGCGAUGAAAGGGAUGGGGAAGGAUCAGACCGAAAACAGAAGAAGAAGAAGAAAAGACGACAGAAAGAUGAGGGAUCUUACGAACACGGUGAGAGCAGAGGCCACGGUGAAGUGCAAGCACUGGGAGAAAACACUCCCCCAGCAGAGGAGUUCUAUCAUAGGAUCGGCCCGAGGAGGGACAGAGGAGAGGGUGGCUGGGAGGAGCAGCUUGGAAAGAGUGGAGGCCGUGGCAAAAGGGGUAAGAACAGGAAGAAGCUUCCAGAAGAGUGGGGAGUGAUGGCAGAACCAUUUAUUCCUUCAUCUGCAGCAGCUUCUCAGAUUACAGAGGAGAUGAUGAUGAAUCUCGGCAGUGCAGCUCACGUACACCUGGAGGCAGACUUAGACACCAGCCCCUGGAAAAAGGAGGUGUAUUCAGGUGAAGGUCUGAUCCCUGCCCCUCUCUCUGAGGAUCUGUUCUCCCCAACAAUUGCCACUAUUAGUCCACUGGUCCUGAACAGUGAACUGAAAGCCACAGCAGCUCCAUUCACUAUGCCCUCCACCAACAACAACACAGCACUGGGCUCUUUGCCUGUUGCUCCUCCCUCUGAUGAUCCGUUUGACCUCCUGAUGGAUACUGAAAACGCCAGCUUGGGCCACAGCAACCAGCCCUUCUCUCCACCUUUCUCUCCAGAGAAUGAAGCAGCAGGUGGUGAUAUGGUUGACAGCGGCAUGUUUGACAACACUAGUUCCCCCCAAGAAUCUUGCAUACAAGGCCUGCCAGAGGAAGACACCUCAGCCUUCAGCCCUGCCUCUCAAGCUAGCCCAGGCCUCUCCCCCAAAGGUGAGGUGUUAGCCUCAGCCCCACCUCUGUCACCUUCUGAUGCCUCAUGGCUUCGGAACGACUCCAACAUGAGCAGCAACAGUGAGCUGUUUGACUUCAGUGACAUGAGCACUUCAGGUCAUCCGUUACCUUUAGGCCUGUCCUUCGACACCCCGAGCCCAGCACCCCUUCGCUCCCCCAAAACCACAGCACAAGAGUUCCAACCUAAAGAGCACAAAGAUGCCAAAUCAACCCAGAAACAGUCCAAGAAGUCACGUUCUUCUUCAUCCUCAUCAUCUGUUAAAAUUCCCACAUCCCCAGAAGCUAAGAAGUUCUCCCCACAGACAUCCCCUGUCCCCACCCCUUCUUCCCCUCCAUCAGUCAACCCUCUGGGACCUCCAGGAUCUGGUCUUAACCCUGCAGCUAAGCCCUUCUUUCCCAGCUUUGCUGAUCCCACCGAAGAACCAACCGUGGUCCCUCAAGUUGUCCCCAUUGAAGGAAAAUCAGACAAGAUGGAGAAAUCCGAGAAGAAGGAUGAGAAACAUGAGGACAGUGUGAAGAGGGUGGACCUGUUUGACCCUCUGGAUAAACCUGAGCAGAAGAGUGUAAAGGUUGAAUACGUCAGCAGUGAGAUCCCAGACAAGCUGGAGACGGAAGUGGAAAAAGAGAAGGAGAAACAGAAGGAUAAGGAGCCAGAAAAGGCUAAAGAGCAGAAAGAGGCAGAUAAAAUAAAGGAGACAGAGAAGCAGGCAGAAAAGGUCGAUGAAAAAAAGAAGGAAGCAGAAAAGAUGAGAAAGAAAGAGACAGAGAAAGUGGAAUCAGUGCAGCAGAAGGAAGACAAAGAGGGUAAAAUGCACAAGGCAGAAGAAUCUCCAGACAAACUGGAUACGACAAAUAAAAUGGACAAGACAGAUAAAGUCGAAGAAACAGAGCUGACAGACAAAGUAGAGAAAGUGGAGAAAGCAGAGAACAUGGAAAAGCUAGACAAAACUGAGACACCCAAUUCUGAAGAAAAAGUGGAGAACAAAACCCCUGAGAAGAUGGAGAAACCAGAGAUGAAGGAUGACAAAGAGCAACACAUCAACAAAGCUGAGAAGACCCCAGAGCCACAGCCAACACCCGUCAAGCUCGAUACCGGUUUUGACAAGUUGGAGAAGAAGGAUGACACAGAGAUGAAGACGACAGCUGAGCUGCAGGACGCCAAGAUAGAGCAGGCCGACACCGACGAAGCCAAGGAGAUGGAGAAAGAGGAAGAGGCUGGGAAACAACCUGAGAAGCCUGCAGAAAAACCAGCACAGAAGAACGAAAAGGACGAGAAGCAGGAUAAAGUGCAGGUGGAAAAAAAGACUGUCGAGAAGAAAGAUGACAAGAAGGACAAGGCAGCAAAAGCUGAUGGAGGAGAGAAGGCCAAGAAACCUGCAAAACCUGCAACUAAUGGAAGCAGCUCCACACCGAGCAAAGACCUGGCAGACAAGAAAACCAAGCCUGUUGCCGGGGCAACCAAACCGAGCACCGCUGCCAAAACACGUCCAAGCACCGCGAUCGCUGGUGGUUCAGCGGCAGCAGCCACUAAACGCCCCGCGUCCUCCUCCACCCUCACCUCAGACAAAAAACCAGACACAGCCAAGGCUCCAUCCACCACUGCUGCUGCUGCUGGGCCUAAGUGGCCCUCCACCACCUCCACCAGCCGCCUCUCAUCCACCACCACCACCGCUACACGUGACGUUAAGCCCAAGGUGACCUCACAGAAGCGCCCCCUGGUGCCAAAAGCGGCCUCAAGUCUACCCGGCUCCACCGCUGCCACCAAAAAUGGAACCACAGCAGCCAGUAGAAGCACUACGUCAGUGCGUACGACCACGUCUACUCGCACCACCACCACUGCUGCAGCCAGAAGGCCUCUGGCCUCGAAGACCGACAGCAAACCAGGAGAGGAGAAGAAGCCCAGCACUCUGAAGACAUCUACAGCUGACUCCACCAAGCCCAAGACCACCACCACCACCACCCGCAGCACCGUUUCCACCACUGCUGCCUCUCGCACUCGACCCACAGCAUCCAAACCAGCCACACCAUCCUCCACCACAGUAGCAGAGAAGAAGUCCCUGGUGCCCCGCGCCCCUCGGACCACUUCUUCCACCACAGCUACCACCACAACCACCUCCUCCAGGACUCGCCCCAGCACAGCGCCAGCCCCUGACAUCCGCAACGCCCGCUCUAAGAUCGGCUCUACAGACAACGUGAAGCACCAGCCUGGAGGAGGGAAGGUGUUGUCGUUGACCCGGGUGGGCUUGUCUCCCCAGGUGUCAUCUGCCUCUCAGAACAGGGGCAUCGCCUCCAAAGAAACCAGCAAAGUUCAGAUAGUCUCCAAAAAGCUGGACUUCAGCCACGUCACGUCACGCUUGGGCUCCAAGGACAAUAUGAAGCAUGUUCCUGGUGGAGGGAAUGUGCAGAUACUGAACAAGAAGGUGGAUUUGAGCAAGGUGACAUCAAAGUGUGGCUCCAAGGACAACAUCAAGCACAAGCCUGGUGGUGGCGAUGUGAAGAUCGAGUCCCACAAAAUGAGCUUCAGGGAAAAGGCUCAGUCCAAAGUGGGCUCCAUGGACAAUGUGAGCUAUUCUUCUGGUGGAGGAAAUAUCAAGAUUGAGUCUUUCAAGCUCAACUUCCGCGAGAAUGCUCGCUCUCGCACGGACCACGGCGCCGACAUCAUCACCUGGCCAUCCCCCCAGGACAACAGCCCCCACCCACAUGGUUCCACCUAUUCUCUGCACCACCACCACAACCAAAACCACCACCCGACUCCCCGCAGCGUCUCCCUAAUUGAGUCUCUGGCCUCUGCCGGCUGUGUCAGCUCCUCCUCCUUGCUGCAUCUUCAGGUGGAGGUCCAGGGGGAUGGCAGCAGCUCUGGAAGGGGAUCUUGACCUUUCUGGCCCCCUAGAAACCCUUUUUACCUUAAAUCUGUCAUUGCAAAGUGCUCAGUCAUCCUGUCAUCAUUAAACACCAUCAUCAGCACCUCCUCUAUCUGACUGAAGUGACUGUACAGACGAUGCUUAGGCCUCGGUGGGAAUCUGUGUGAAGGGAAAUGAGGGAUGGUUGCAGUUCCUCCCAGCCAGCUGACCUGGAAUCAUUGAGUUUUACUUGGAUCUCUUUCCCCACAGCCUGGUGGUGGACUCUCUGGCCCCACAUCUUCUCACCUCCACAUCCCCAACAACAACAGCAAUCACUUCAUUUGUCAACCAAACAGCAUGGAAACCUGACUCACCUCAUAGCUUCUCUUCUCCUUGUGACUGUAAGGGCCAUUUGUUUCCAGUAACCACUCACUCUCUGCUUCAGUUACACCAUAGUAGUUCAGUGUCCACGUCAUCAUCACAUACCAUAUACAAGCUGACAAACAAAAAAGCUAGACAACAUUAGGCUGUUUGACCCAUUAGGCUCUUGGCUCUUUAUUCUGUGUUUGUGAUGAUGUGUUUGAGUGACAAAAUUGUGUAAAAAUGAGCUUUGUUGUACUGUUCGGAUCUUAUUUUCCAUUUUUCUCAAGUUUUCUUCUUUCUUUCCUCUUAAGUUCCUUGAUUUGAAAACAAGGUUGUAUUUAUUUAUUGUAUGUCUUCCUGUAUGAGCAAUAUAGCGGGCAGUCUUUUUUUUCCGAUAGCACUCAGAAAAUCUUGGAAACACGCACAGGUUUUUAUAAACCAAGACACACAUUUGAAGAAGGAGAUGAGAUGCAGACGGAGGGAGAAUGUUGAGGAGAAGGUGUGUCCAAAGGGGUAAAACAGAAGCAUCUGAAGAGUUUUUCUUUUAUGGUAAGAUAGCAAAAGACCUGAAAGUCUUUGAACUGCAAUAGAAGGAGUUUAGUGACGUAGAGAAGCUUUAAGUGAGAUGAGGAGGAUGUUUAGAAGCUGCAGAUGGGAAAUGUCUGUGAAGUGGAGGGAGCUGUGUGUCUCGUAUGUGCCUCCUGUCCGUCUUACCUGAAAGCAACAUGAGGGGAACAGAAUCAAGCCUCAAACUGCUCAGAGAGGGAAUAUCGCAGUUGACAAAACAGGGAAGUGAAAUCCUAGGAGCAACCUGGUAUUGCUGUUUUAAGGAGUUCUAUAAAUCCAGCUGUCCUGCUAGUUGUGUGUAGUCAUGGUUUUGUCCCAUUUCAGGCAUUUCUAUGAGGGUCAUGGUAGCAUGCUGACUAAAGCUUCAGCUAAGUCCAGAAACAUCUCUAAUAGUGUGUGUUCUUGUUGGAGUGUUGGAACAUGACGUGGCUUUAUCCUCUUCUCUUGUAGCAAUGUAUUCGACUGUUGCCUCCAAUUGCCUUUAUAAUGCAUGACCAGAUAACAAUAUCAUGCCCAGAGCUGAAAGUGCAUUAUGACUCAAAGUGUUGUGUUUUGGUAUGUGUUUGAUAUGUAUAUCUCUGGGGGCAGUCUUAGACAGCGGACUUUUAAUGGAAAUGGACGGAGUGUGGAAUAGCUGUAGUUUGGCCUUUUAGUAUUGCGAUUUGAUUCCACAGCUUCAAUAUAGAUGUAAGUUUGUAUUCACUGACUCCAUGGUCCAGACAUACUGAGAUCUACUGCUUACAGGAUGGUAUUUAAGAAUUUUUUUAGUAAAAUAUUAUUCCCAUGAUUUAUCAGCUGCAGUAAUAAUCAGCUCUGUCAAAUCAAUUGUGGUCAUUAUUCACUCUCUGCUUCUGUCUGGAUGAUCUCCUUAGAAGAAUAGCUUUAGCUGCUACAUAUUCCAGCGUGUCCUCCAGCCAGCUGCUGACUGUUUGCUAUCAGAGCGUUUUCCACUGAGAGCAGCUACCUGUUGCUGUGUCAAAACACAAGAGUGGCGAGAAGAAAAAACGCAGGGAACGACCUGAAAGACGCUAAAGAGCUCUCUGUUCUUCACUUAUUGAUUAGUGCAGUUUUGGGAAUUUUGUCUUUUAAAAAAAUUUAAAUCAGGAACCGCCUGAUCAAAGAUGUUGGAUGUAUACUAUACCGUUUUCCGAAAUAAAAGUACUAAUUAUUCACAGAACUACUUCAAACACAAGACAAAACGGGAUACUUCCAGUUUCUCUAGUGUUACAGAACCAGUGCAUAUGAAAACAGAAGUUCAUUUCCUAAACAAAGCCAGGAGAGAAAAAAAACAGUUUAUUGAAUUUUAUAUUUACAACUUCACAAUUCCCCUCUGGAGAUAACAUUAAACUACAAAAACACUUGAGUUUUUCCCACUAAAGUGGACCUUACUAAUGAUUUGUAGAAAAGCUUUGAUGAAACUAAACUGCACCUUAAUGCUUUAAUAGAUCAGAGGGGUGACUGUGACGGAGUGCUGGUGUUUAACUAGAGAAUUAGCUAUUUAUGAAUAAAUGAUCUUAAUUGACUUCAUGGUUAAUGAGCUUAACACAUGAUGACAUAAACUAAGCAAUAAACUGACUUCCAGUCCCCCACUUUUUGGCUCAGUCAUUCUGUAGAUCACACUGGAAUCUCCCUGAACAAAAUACUGUUUUGUUUGGCAGAAAAGGGCAAUGAUUUCUAAUGACUGUCUUUGGAAAGUGGGAGUGUUUCUCAUGCAGAUUUUGGAGUGUUGCUAAAAGAGCACAAUAGUCUUUGUGUGUGUCUUCAAGCUAAAUUCUUCCUCGUGCCUGUCCUCAACUAAAUUGUAGCUUGGCUUUGACUCUGGAGUUUUUACUGACCACUACUUAUGAGAUUGCACAUGGAUGUAUAUAAUUAUGUUAUUGCUGAUGCACUCUUUAUGGCCCUAAAGUACAAGGACAAAACAAAGGACAGCAACAGCAGUGGAGGGUGGUGAGCAGGGGGCUUUAAAGGAUGCUUUAAAGCAUCCUUUAAAGUCCCAAAAUGUUCUUGUGUUGCAGGUACAUGGGCCAGACGUGGCCAUCGAACAUUAAUGGUUUUAAGGGGAGGUUUUAUCAUUACCAUUAUGGCUAUUAUUUCACUAUUAGUAUGACAAAUUGAAAAUGUUUGCCUUUUUCAUUAGAAAAAGGCAAACAUUGUGAAGUGAAAGAAUGUCUUUUGAGAUAUAUUGUACUAAAGAUGCAACACUUCUGUAUAUGUAUUUAUGGUUGUGUUCCUGUAGCCUCGUGGUGAUUGUGCUCUCUGAUCUGCAGCAGCCAGAUUCACCAACACGAAACCCCAACACUUCAAAUCUCACACAUACUGAUAAUAUUUAUAUUUCAAGCAGCAGCUUGAUUUAGAAAUGCUGAUCUGAAAAUAUAGAGCUGUUCAUUAAUUAAGACACUUACUGUAGUGCACACAAUUAAAUCAUGUACACAAGCCCAGUCUUAAGAGAUGAGAUGAAAAUAAAGUUCUGAUUAGCUGGAAAACUUUUCUACAAGUAUUUGGUGACCUAUUAUGAGAGAAUAAAGCUGAGUGGGAAUGAAGCUAAUGUACCUAAAUCACAUGACACAGUGACACAGGGAAUUGUUGAAGCAGGCCCUAGUCGUAGAUAAGAGGCCUGCCAUUUGGGAGUACUGCAUAUCAGAGAGCAGCAACCUGCCUCAGAGGGGCCCUAACACUGUUUGAGGUUAAGAAGACUAACUGUAGCUGUCAGGUUUGGCUUGUGUAAUAGAUGCUCCUCAGAAACCUGGAGGAGCACCGUAGAGCUUCAUCUAUUGCUACCACAUUCACACAGACACGCAAGUGUAACACUAGCUAACCAACACCUGCUGUACCUGCAGAGCAUGCUGAGAAACAACAAUGGGAUGUGUUAGGUACAUUUAUUAUGUCAUUUGCAGAACCUCCUCAUUGUUUUUUUUUUUUUUUUGUGUGUUGGUUUUUUUUUCAUUAAUUUGAAUUUUAUUUUUCGGUUUGGAAAAGUGUUUAUUGUGAUUACUUGUUAAUUAGUGAUGUGAUUAUUAAACAUGAAAUAAAUUGGACUAAAACUCUCA
Amphiprion ocellaris (clown anemonefish) is the source of this 8551-nucleotide messenger RNA. Its product is annotated as microtubule-associated protein 4. NCBI's taxonomy places the organism in Eukaryota, Metazoa, Chordata, Actinopteri, Pomacentridae. Gene Ontology annotation, molecular function: microtubule binding. Gene Ontology annotation, cellular component: neuron projection. The coding region runs from base 93 to 4607 and encodes 1504 amino acids. The transcript has 17 exons. The record is from RefSeq and is a predicted model, not a curated record. Gene Ontology annotation, biological process: microtubule cytoskeleton organization; neuron projection development.